Molecule: messenger RNA, 1823 nt
Organism: Gossypium arboreum
Lineage: Eukaryota; Viridiplantae; Streptophyta; Magnoliopsida; Malvales; Malvaceae
Product: xyloglucan 6-xylosyltransferase 2
Exons: 2
Coding region: 153-1520 (455 amino acids)
Biological process (GO): xyloglucan biosynthetic process
Cellular component (GO): trans-Golgi network; membrane; endosome
Molecular function (GO): hexosyltransferase activity; UDP-xylosyltransferase activity; xyloglucan 6-xylosyltransferase activity
Source: RefSeq, a predicted model, not a curated record
ACAUAACGCCAUUUUUAUCAGAGAAAAGAGUAUCUAAAAUCUCCCCAAAUCUUCGAAAUUUCAUUUCCUAGGGUUCUCUCUGGAUUCCCUAUUUUCCAAAUCGGUAUUGUUAGGGAUUUGACGCUAAUCCGGAUCGGGUAACGAACCGGAAGAUGAUAGACAAUUGCUUGGGAGCUCAAAGAUCUAGAAAGAUCCAGAGAACUCUCCGUCAUUGCAAGGUCACCAUCCUCUGCCUCGUCCUCACCGUCGUCGUCUUACGUGGCACUAUCGGAGCCGGUAAAUUCGGGACUCCGGGCCAGGACUUCGUCGAGAUCCGGGACCACCUCUAUUCCCGGAAACAAGGCGAACCGCAUCGCGUCCUCAAAGAAGUCCAAACGACGUCGUCAGAUAACCACGACGGCGCCGACACCAACGCCGGCACCAAUAACUACAACGAGUUCGACAUAAAUAAGAUCUUAAUCGACGAGGAACCAGACGUCUCGAAACGCGAUCCCAACGCGCCCUAUUCGCUCGGGCCCAAAAUCUCCGAUUGGGACGAGCAACGCUCUAGAUGGCUGCAAGACAACCCUAAUUACCCAAAUUUCAUCGGUCCAAACAAGCCGAGGGUUCUCUUAGUCACUGGUUCAUCUCCCAAACCUUGUGAGAACCCUGUCGGCGAUCAUUACUUAUUGAAAUCGAUCAAGAACAAAAUCGAUUAUUGUAGAUUACACGGGAUCGAGAUAUUUUACAACAUGGCGCUGUUGGAUGCUGAAAUGGCAGGGUUUUGGGCGAAAUUGCCGUUGAUUCGAAAGCUUUUGCUCUCGCAUCCGGAGGUGGAAUUCUUGUGGUGGAUGGAUAGUGACGCCAUGUUUACUGAUAUGGCAUUUGAGGUUCCUUGGGAAAGGUAUAAAGACUCCAACUUUGUUAUGCAUGGUUGGAAUGAAAUGGUUUAUGAUCAGAAGAAUUGGAUUGGGCUAAACACUGGGAGUUUUUUGUUGAGGAAUGGGCAAUGGGCACUUGACAUUCUUGAUGCUUGGGCUCCAAUGGGUCCUAAAGGCGAGAUUAGGGAAGAAGCAGGGAAGGUUUUGACCCGGGAGCUUAAGAAUAGACCCGUUUUCGAAGCCGAUGAUCAGUCUGCAAUGGUAUAUUUGUUGGCUACUCAAAGGGAGAAGUGGGGUGAUAAGGUUUACUUAGAGAAUUCUUAUUAUUUGCACGGUUAUUGGGGGAUCUUGGUUGAUAGAUAUGAGGAAAUGAUUGAGAAUUAUCACCCAGGUUUAGGGGAUCAUCGUUGGCCGUUGGUGACCCACUUUGUGGGGUGCAAACCUUGUGGUAAGUUUGGGGAUUACUCGGUGGAGAGGUGCUUGAAGCAGAUGGAUAGAGCAUUCAAUUUUGGGGAUAAUCAGAUUCUUCAGAUUUAUGGGUUCACUCACAAGUCAUUGGCCAGUAGAAGGGUUAAGAGAGUUCGAAACGAGACCAGUAAUCCGCUCGAGGUGAAAGAUGAGCUUGGAUUGCUUCAUCCGGCUUUUAAAGCCGUUAAGUGAUACCUUAUUGCUCGAAUAUGUUGCUGCAUUUGUAAUUCGAUCGUUGGUGGUAGCUGGUAUACUUUCAUACUGCUAGGGUAAGCGAGUGAAACUAGGUCGCUGCAGGGAUUCCGUUCUUAGAAAGUUUAGCCGGAUGAAUAUAGUUGGGUUGAAACGAUUAUCAUUAGUCUCGGACUAGUUGCGACGAGGUGCUCUCGCUCUGUUGAAUCCACUGUUUUUUGGAUUUUUUGAAUCAUUUGUGAUAAUUGGAUUCGUUCCGAUUCUUCAGUACUAGUCUAAACAAAAUGUAAGUUUUUUCAAAAA